Molecule: messenger RNA, 1351 nt
Organism: Daktulosphaira vitifoliae (grape phylloxera)
Lineage: Eukaryota; Metazoa; Arthropoda; Insecta; Hemiptera; Phylloxeridae
Exons: 4
Coding region: 92-1144 (350 amino acids)
Source: RefSeq, a predicted model, not a curated record
UUGUCUUUACAAUUUUUCUAAUAAGAUAAAAUAUUAUUUUAUAUUAAGAUAUAUAUAUAUAUAUAUUUUUUUUUUGUCGAUACAAUUAUAAAUGUUUUCUAUAAAAUUGCGUGAAAUUAGCAUUUUAAUACUCUAUGCAGUUGUGUUUAUGGAAGCAAAUUACAAUAUUAAUAUUUAUUCGUAUAGUAAAACAGCAAUAAUUAAUAGCAUUUGCCAAUACGAUGGGUGGCGCCAACUAACUUACAUAGAUGGUGUGCAUUAUCGUAGUUUAUAUUAUAAAUUAGAUGAUAUUUUUACGACUGUCACUCGAAAUAUGACCAAAAAAAAAAUACGUGCCGCUGUUUUAAUACUUGGUUGUGCAUACGCUUAUGAUUUAAAAAAAAUAUUCAUUAUGGUCAAAGAGUAUAGUGACAUAUGUCAAAAAACUUUAAUUCAAAAGGAUAAUACUUAUGAAUGUACAACAGAUUUAUUGAAGAUAACUAAGAAAAUAACUUUAUUGGCAACAGUCAUGAAAGGAGCAUUGAUUGCAUUGGAUGUGAUAUAUAGAACAUCAUCAAAUGACUCAACAUACGAUUAUAUAUUAUAUCAUUAUUUGUCACAUUUACAGAAAGUUGAAAACGAUAUUGUUCAUUUCCCUCAAUCGCAAGAUAAACUAUUGAAUGAUAGAAUAAUCUUAUCAAAAAUUAAUUGUGUUUUUAAUAGAGAGAAGAGAAAUAUUAAAAGUGAAACAAUUAAUAAAUUUAAAGAAUGUAAAUUUAAUCAAAAUAUAUCUGAUUCAAUAUUGCAAGAAUUGAAGACAUUAACUUAUCAAAUACCACAAAAUGAAAAAAAAUUCGAAUAUUUGAAUAAAAAUAUUAAUGAUGAAAUUGAAAAAAUUGUUACAGAAAAGUUUUAUAAUUUAGGCUUUUAUUUUAACAUAGAUAUUCAGAUGAUUGAUGUACGAGUACCAGACGAAAAUGUUAAUAACAGAAGAAUGAAAGAAAGACAAUUGUAUCAGUCAUAUUUUAUAAGAUUAGAAAAAAAUAAAACUGCGACCGAAGUUGAAGAAUUAAUGGAAUUUCUUUUAGAAGUAUUAGCGUCAAAAGAAAAUAUAAAUGAUAAAAAAUUAAUUGAUCAAAAUUCAACUAACAAUGAGAUCGAUUAGAUUCAAGAUUAAUUUUUGAAACCCAAGCUAUAGAAAAAUGAAGAUAAAGUAUGUCUGUUUUAUUUUAAUUAGAUAUCAAAUUAAAUUGCCAUCAUAAAUUUCCUAAUAAUUAGCGUGAAGCAAUUUAGUAUAAUAAACAUAAAUUUAUUUGUAAGCAUUGAAAAUAAAAAUAUAUGUAUCAAAGUUAAAAAAUAAAAUAAUAUGUAA